AUUUUUAUUUCUUAGUGGGUUUUUUUUAAACGUAUUCUGUUAAACGAAACAUUAUAAAAAGACGAAUGACAAAGUCUAUGCAGUUACCUAAUAAGACACCUCAUACUAUGGACAAUGCCAAUUGCACAGCAAACAACAUUUCUAAAAAGAAAAAGAAAAACAAGAAAAAGACCAAGAACAACAAAAUUGUUACUGACUUUUCUGCAAAGACACAGGCAGACAUGGUCGAUGCCAUCAUGAAUCACCAUGUCAUUCGUCACGGUGACCAUAUAGAAAACCAUCAUCGAUCCAACAAACCAUCUUCUUCUAAUACGGCUAAAAAGUCUAAAGAAGAAGACUCGUUUUGGUCAAGUACCAAUAAUACCGAAGAACGUCAAAAAAUUAGAGAGUUUUGGCUACAGUUAGGCGAAGAAGAAAGAAGGUCUCUUGUCAAGGUCGAAAAAGAGGCAGUCUUACGCAAGAUGAAAGAACAACAAAAACAUAGUUGCAACUGUUCUGUUUGUGGUAAAAAGAGAACUGCCAUUGAAGAUGAACUCGAAGUGCUAUAUGAUGCUUAUUAUGAAGAACUCGAACAGUAUGCUAAUCAUCAGCAACAGACGCGUGGCAAUAUGAACCCUCUGCAUGCCAGCUAUCUUCCUUCUGACCCCAUGUACGAUAAUGGUUAUGACGAUACAGAUCCUUUAGAAGACGAUGAAGAAGAAGACGAUGACGAAGAAGAAGAAGAUUUAGAGGACGAAGAAGAUUUAGAGGACGAUGUUGAAGAGGAAGACGACGACGAGGAAGAGGAAGACGACGAAGAAGAAGACGAUGACGAAGAAGAAGAGGAGGACGAAGAAGAAGAUGAAGACUUUGAAGAUGAAGAAAUCAUCUCUCGUCCUCCAGUCAAUUAUGGCGAAAGAAGUCGGUUUGAAGAAAUGGCUCAUAUUCGCCAUACAGCACUCUCCAGAGCUUCUGCUAAUGGUGACCAUUUCAGUUUCGGAAACAGCUUAACUGUGAAAGGUGGUAUUCUGACUGUUGCUGAUGAUCUGCUAAAGAACGAUGGUAAAAAGUUCUUGGAUAUGAUGGAACGUUUAGCUGAACGUCGAAUGCAAAAAGAAGACGUUACCUUGGAACAAGGUAACAAUUACUUCCAAGAGGAAGAAGACGAGGAAGAUGCUUUUGAAGACGAAGAUGAUGAAGAUACGCGUACUGAAGAACAACGUAUGGAAGAAGGUCGCCGUAUGUUUCAAAUCUUUGCUGCUCGUAUGUUUGAGCAACGCGUUCUUGCUGCCUAUCGAGAAAAAGUAGCUCAAGAGCGUCAGCAACGUUUGCUUGAAGAAUUAGAAGAAGAGGCACGUCUUCGUGAAGAACGAGAAGCAAAAAAACAAAAGGAGCGAGAAAAGAAGAAAGACAAGAAAAGGCAACUCAAACAACAACAAGAAGCUGAACGACUUGCUCGUGAAGCCAAAAAGAAAGCAGAAGAAGAAGCUGCUAAGCAUGAAAGAGCUAAAAAGCUCGAACAAGAAAGACAAAAACGUGAACAAGAACGACUUCGCAAAGAAGAAGAAAAGCGCCAACGCGAAGAAGAACGACUACGUAAAGAAGAAGAAAAGAAACGUAGAGCGAGAGAAGAGAAAGAACGUGCAGCUGAGCGUGAAAGAAAGCGUAAAGAAGAAAAAGAGCGUCUUGAGAAAGAACGUCUUGAAAAAGAAAAAGCACAGAAAGAGAAAGAACGCAUUGAGAAAGAGAAAGCAGCCAAAGCAAAGACUUCUUCCCCUCUUCUUCCUCCUCCUUCCUCUACUACGCCUGUUGAAUCAAUACCACCAGUACAGACAGAAAACACGACGAAAAAGUCACUUCCUCCUGGGAUUAUACAUCCUUCUCAUGAAGAGCCUGAAAAUCGACAACAAGUAUUGAUUGAAGCUCUUGUUGGUACUUCAAGACCUCAACCACCAGUUACCAUGCGCACUCAUCCUAUUGCCCCUCCUCCCCCUCCCCCUCCUCCUCCUUUUAUGCCACCUACUUCUCUACUUUCUCCCUCCACUACUUCACCACCCCAACUCCAUGAUCCCCCCAUGCUAGGUUUAUUUAACAACCAACGUGUGGAACCUAGCACAUCAACACGUCGUUCCAUCACACCUAUUGCACCUAUCGGUCAACCACUGACAGGUGGUCGUCGCAUGUCCUCUUUACUGAUAACAGACAAUGCAUCCAUACCUGAGCCUAUUGCUAAGCGAUCAUCGUCUAUUGCUUCUCCCUUUGAUUCAACAAGUACAGCCAUGAAUGGUGAGCCCCGUUCAUUCUUUUCAAGCUUCUUAUUUGGUGAACCACGUACAUCCAAUAAUACAAGUUUGAUGUCUUCUUUAAAUGAAUAUGAUGUACGCUUUGCUACUUCACCAUCUACAUUUGCAGACAGACGAUUUUCAAGUGAUAUUGCGCCUAAUCAGUCACAGAAUACUUGGUCAAAUGGUUGGACUGCUUCUUCUUUACUUUCAGAUAAUGUCCAUGGCAAAUUGUUUGGUGAUGCUCUGCCUGAUAGAACAACCAUGACAUUAGAAAGAGCCAAAGUAGCCUAUCAGAAACUAAAUGAGAUCACACAGUCCAAUAUAUUCCGAGGCAGUCAACAACAAUAUCACACACUGGUUCAAUUGCAUUGUAUGAUGAUUGAUCUGUAUUGUGAUUUCCAAGUGGAUAUUCGCGAGUUAUACGAUGUCUUGAUGGCUUCUCCUUCAAGUGGCUUUCAAUGUCUAAACCAUACACAGCAUGGCAUGGUUGUAUUGUAUGACCCAACACUAACCACCACCAACACCACCACCAUUACCACCGCAACCACAACAGAGUUACCACAUCAUCCAUUAAUGCAUCAUCCUUUUUCAGCACCUGCACCUGUCCCACCACCACCAAAUCAUCCUAAUAUUUUUGGAACCAUGUCCUAGUUGGUUUUUUUUUCUUUUUUUUUUUUU
Molecule: messenger RNA, 2942 nt
Organism: Gilbertella persicaria
Lineage: Eukaryota; Fungi; Mucoromycota; Mucoromycetes; Mucorales; Choanephoraceae
Product: salt tolerance down-regulator-domain-containing protein
Exons: 7
Coding region: 66-2915 (949 amino acids)
Source: RefSeq, a predicted model, not a curated record